Molecule: messenger RNA, 258 nt
Organism: Phialemonium atrogriseum
Lineage: Eukaryota; Fungi; Ascomycota; Sordariomycetes; Cephalothecales; Cephalothecaceae
Exons: 1
Coding region: 1-258 (85 amino acids)
Source: RefSeq, a predicted model, not a curated record
AUGUCGCCCGUGAAACCCUUGUGUGCUGGAUUCUUCCCACGGUUUCGACCGCUGGUAUUCCUCGCGCGGUACUCGACGAUGCCUACAAAGAACCAACCCGACGUGGCCGUCGAAAAAGAGAUCAUGCCUGGCUACGAUGCGAAACACUUCCACCCAACGAAUCCAGGAGAUGCGUUGGACGGGCGCUACAAAGUGUUGGCAAAGCUUGGAUGGGGUGCUUCGUCGACCGUGUGGCUGGCGAAGGAGACAUCACGGUAG